AUGCGUCUAGAAAAUGAUUUUGUAGGUUUACUAGCUAACUGUCUUAGUGAAUGCGGUUAUGACAUUAGUGUUGCCAAAGAUUGCCCUUCUAUUAAUUCAAAAAUCACAGAAAAUAAUGAAGGCAAAGAAUUGCUUUUAAAUGUAUGUUCAAUCAAAAAAGUUCUGGAUACAGAAAAGUAUUCAAUGAUUGCUAAUGCUCCAGUUUUGAAAAGAGAAAAGGAUAUAGAUCCAGUCUGGAGACUUGCUUUACAGAAAUACAAUCUAGCAUCUUUUUAUAAAAAGACUCCUGAAAAUAUAACUGAAGAUUUUGUAGAAAAAUAUUCCCAAAAAGAGAUGCAAAAUGCGUAUAGUACAUUAGUUCAAGCUGUAAAUCCUCUUGAUGACUUACGUGAGAAUUAUAGAUUUAUAGUUAUUGGAGACUCACAAAAGAAGGCUUCUUGCAAUUCAUUAUUGCCAAAAGUUAUUGCCUUAGAGGAGAUUUUACGAGGGAUAGGUUUUUCUUCGGGUAUUCAUACAUCUUAUACUUUAUCACAUCAAGAUUUUGAUAUUAAUUUACCAAACUUCCUACCAAUUUAUAAGAAAAAUGAGUGUUGUUACUAUAUAAUAUUUGGGAAAAAAUGGAGAUCGCACGCUAACUAUAAUCUAAAGUAUUUUAUGGAAUUUCUUCUCAAACCACUAAAGGAAUUUAAAGUAUUAUUUUACCGAGAAAAAGAUCGUAGAAAUCAACUUACACACUUAAAACUUAAAAUAGAUGAAAAUCUAAAAAUGAUUCUUCCUAAUGCUUGUUUAAGCAAUAAU
This is a messenger RNA of Ambispora gerdemannii, 798 nucleotides long. Lineage: Eukaryota; Fungi; Glomeromycota; Glomeromycetes; Archaeosporales; Ambisporaceae. The record is from the annotation of a GenBank genome assembly.